AUGCGAUUCCGGUCGAAUGGGCAUUCAUGUGUUGGUGGUAUUGUUGUUUAUGAACACCCACGUACACGCACAGACACAGAGACAGGCCUCCUGGAUUGCUUCCUGGAUAGCUCGGUGCUGCUUCUGCUGCCGCCACCAUCAUUGCUUGCCGUACUGGUUAGGCCCGACAGGAAUGAAGCACUGGAGAGACCGAUCCCGAGCGGGUAG
Molecule: messenger RNA, 207 nt
Organism: Gongylonema pulchrum
Lineage: Eukaryota; Metazoa; Nematoda; Chromadorea; Rhabditida; Gongylonematidae
Source: the annotation of a GenBank genome assembly